This is a messenger RNA of Lotus japonicus, 851 nucleotides long. RefSeq lists its product as uncharacterized. Bases 207 to 650 code for a protein of 147 amino acids. The transcript has 5 exons. The record is from RefSeq and is a predicted model, not a curated record. NCBI's taxonomy places the organism in Eukaryota, Viridiplantae, Streptophyta, Magnoliopsida, Fabales, Fabaceae.
UCUUGAAAUCCAAUCUGUCUCGCUUCCUUCACCUACGCCACUCCAACAAUCAGUUUCGCCGUUAACACCGGAAGAAAACGACAAAGCGGUAGGAGGUCGUUGAUGAAACGGGAAGCCGAGAUGGCGUGGCAUUUGAUGGCGCAGAGAGGCUUUGCCUGGAGCGUGCGACAGUGGCGGAACUCAAGGUGGUUGAAGAAUGAAGCUACAUGGUGGGGUUUGCAAUAGGAGAAGGUGGAGGAAGGGAGAUGAAGUGGAGGCGAGUGACGACUAGGUCCCUCUUCAUGGUGUUUGCGUGUUUCACUUUCACCAAAUUGAACACAUGGAUGAUUGGCUCUCUGAAAUUACCUAAUACAAUAUGUUUUUGCCCUGGAUGCCCAAAGUGCCAUAAAUUAUAUGACAGGAUAUUAUUUUUUGGGGGAAUGUUCAUCCAAUGUUUGUGGCUCUUCCUUACCUUCACCAAAGCUAUGGUCGUGUUAUUAUCAAUGCAAGUUUGCUACCUUUACCAAGAUGAGUUUAUAUGGCGUGAGAUACAGGGGGCCUAUCAAAUAAAAGUUACUACAAGCGCCCUGGCCUUGUUGCUAACCAGCAGGCACAAUGAACUGGCAAAAAUUCAUGUCAAUGGCCAUCUGAUUAAGGUAUUACAUCAAUGAGAUGUUACUGUGCUUAUAUGCUAUACCUUGUUUUAGCUUAUGUUACUGUGUUAUACCUUGUUUUAGUUUGGUGAUGUGUAUUGAUUUUGCAGUUAGCUUUCAUAGCUUUUGAAAUGUGUACCCUUUCGGUUUAAUUAUGAUCAAUAUAUCUUCUUUUCAGAAAAAAAAGAAAUGUUAUCUUUUGGCUGAACAGGUGUGGUA